Molecule: messenger RNA, 1791 nt
Organism: Daldinia loculata
Lineage: Eukaryota; Fungi; Ascomycota; Sordariomycetes; Xylariales; Hypoxylaceae
Exons: 3
Coding region: 1-1791 (596 amino acids)
Molecular function (GO): zinc ion binding; nucleic acid binding
Source: RefSeq, a predicted model, not a curated record
AUGGAUACAAAACCUAUGAACAAUACAAAUAACUUACAACACGACACGGCAUCGAGACCCGGAGAACCCUCCGCAAGCUCUGCCAAUACCGCACCACAGCCGUUAGAGUCCACCCUCAAUCCUGAGCUAGCUCCGGCAAAUCAUAACGACAUCAAUGGCGACGUCCAAAUGAACGACUGGCCCCGACUUACUUCAGCAGCAGCCGCCGCUCUUGUGCAGAGCCGCUGGGCCACUGAGGACGAGCAUCCCGAAAACAACCAGCACCGGUUUGUCUCACGGGCCAACAGACGCCCAAGAGAUGGCGGAUCUGGAAACAACGCACCUGCUGCUCGUAAUCGUUCCCGCUCCCCUCGCAGGCAUGGCGAAGACCAGAUAAUUAGGCUAAGAGAUAACCCUAGACCUGCUAACGCUGCCGCUAGGACUACCAGCGUGAACUGGAAUCUCGAACCGGAGGGAUACCUGACCCACAAUAGUAGAGGUACCAUGGCUAUAAAGGACGAGAACAUGGACGCGGUGCAGAACUCGGCUAUCAGUCUGAACACCAAUACCAUCAGAGCCAGUACAACAGGCUCCGAGCGGUUCAUAAAUAUCACGGAUCGCAUGUCGACUAUAGCUCCAUUGCUAGUACGACCCGAAGAUACCGUAAUACCGGUCAUCCAGAUUGAUCGCAGACGCCAGCACAUCCGCUCGGCCAACCCAUCGAGGAGCCAAGAGGCCAACAUGCGUCACAAUAUAUCUCGCCAGGGAGCCGCCCCACAUAGUGUGCAGUCCGACUUCCAGCCACAAGUACAACGACGAGUACCUCGAGAACACAACGCCAGGCCGCAGCAGCCUCCCGCAGAGCCAGAGGAGCUCCCCGCCGAAGUGCAACACCCCCCGCCCCAGCUCCAGCCCCGAGUUCUAGUGUGCGCAAACUGCGGCAUAGAGGGCCACACCCUAAGAGACUGCGUAACGCAUUGGACACUCGCAGGAGAUAUCCCGGGUUGCUACCGCUGCAACGAUAUAUCACACACAAUUGAUAGCUGCCCAGUUCAGCCGCCGUAUGACGACGCCAUGAAGUAUCAGAUCGAGGUUAUCGAUCGUUCGGGCCGACCGCCUUUAAGAUCAACACGUGGAUGGAACCAACUAGCCGUGGCAAUGAACUAUCGGGGACCUGGUCCGAUUAGUAAGGAGUAUAUGAAAGGUCUAUAUUUGACGCACUUCAAUACUUGGGAUUACGGCCUGUCAUUAAUGCAGCAGUGGGACUUGCUGAUUAAGGAUCCUGCUACCGUCAGCCUGGAGCAGAUUAAGAACCUUCCAAACCAGGGUUACGAUGACCUACCCCGCGACAAACGAGGUCGGGUUCGGAUUAGGCGUGAAAAGCGGGAUCCGAGUCAAGCGAUAUCUCUGCCUUCGGCUGGGGGAAAUAAUAGCGUUCCAGGUGCGCUGCGCCAGCUUACUUUGGACGCGAGUUUGAUACUCGAAAGACUGGAGAGGGGUCAGCUACAUGAACAGAUAGGAGACGAGGAGUUCAACGCUCAUACUUCGAUCCUCGAACGUCUAAUCGUCUUUAAAAAUAUCAAAGAGCUUCGAGAACGGAACGAACAGCUUCUCAAGGUUACUCAUAAGCUUAUGGAAGUCAUAAGAUACAACCAAGCGGAAGCUGUUGCCGCUAGGAGCCAGGCAAUGGGAGAUCAUAAGGAACGCGGUCGACUCAAACCAGAACUAGAAAUCUUCAAAGACACGCUCAGAGGUUUCCAGGCCAAUUGUACAACCUCGAACAAAAACUGGAGAUCUUCAAAGGCAUUCUGA